CAACAACGAAGCGUUACAGCUCCCGUUAACGACGCCGCCGCCUAAAGAGGAAACAAUACCGUUUAAAAUUCUACCAAUGAAUCCUUCCUUGGCGGAAAGAUUUCAGGAUACGGACCAAAAUAAUGAAGACUACAAGGCCGAUGAUCCCUGCAACUACGACCGAGUCAACCACACACGACCUGAAAGCUCAAGAAAAGGCAAAAGAGUUAGCGAUAUCAAGUGCGAUGAAUACUCGUGGGACUACUGGACAAGAAUUAUUGAAUCUGAUAGGCGUGCGGAAGAGUGCAAGCAGCAGUUGAAAGACCCAUCUACAGUAUUUGGCGGUAUGGAUGCUAAAUAUGGAGACUUUCCACACAUGGGUGCUCUUUUUGGUAUCUCGAAAUCUAAUAAAACAGUGUUCGAGUGUGGCUGCUCGCUUAUCAGUUAUAAGUUCGCGCUAACCGCAGCGCACUGUGUAACAAUUAUGGAAUAUAGACCAUAUCGGAUACGGUUUGGAAAUACAUCAGGGAGUGAGGGUAAGGGGGUUUCGCUGGAUGUGGGCAUUAAAAAUAUUUUUAUACACCCUAACUAUAGUCAACCAUAUAAGUACUAUGAUAUAGCAUUAAUGGAGUUGGAGCGCGAGCUCAAGACUCAGGCGCAUAUUAGACCGGCUUGCGUCUGGAGCGGCGCCGUUGGUAAUAAAUGGGUGGCGAACAUCACUGGAUGGGGAAAAACAACACCAGAAUCAAAUUCGGCGUCAAACAAUCUUAAUUACGCAGAAAUCGAUAUCUGGGAGAAAGGCAGUUGCAACAAAUCAUUAAAAGGCCGACCUAACCGGCUCUGGAAAGAUGGCCUGAAAGACCACCAAUUUUGCGCCGGCAAGCUGGGUGUCGAUACUUGUCAGGGUGACUCAGGAGGACCAAUUGGGAUCAGAAGGCCGUCUAAUUAUGGCGAAUCUGGAUUCAUGCACCACGUGGUUGGAAUCACAAACUUCGGCGUAAAAUGUGGGACGAAGUUACCAGGAGUGUACACCAACACAACCACGUUCUUAUGUUUCAUCGAGAAGACUGUGUGGCCUGAAGAGCCAAACGAAUUUUUGACGUAUGUGUGCAUAUACGCUCAGAAGCAGGCAACUAACUCACUAAAGGAGAGAAGUCAAUUUGCUCCAAGGCAGUUCUCCUCCAAUGUGACCAUGAGCGUUUCUGUGUUUAUAGCUGCCAUAAUUCUCGCAGUAGGAACACAAGUCUUGACACAAAAUGAUUCGGAAUUAGACUACAAUUUUAUUUUUGAAGAAGACAAAAUAGUUCCGAUUCCAUUAGUGACAACAGAAAAGUCAAAUAAUACGCCUAAAGCAGUGGUUGCAACAACUACAAAUGUUCCUCAAGUUGCAAAACCAGGAGUAAGUGUGUCGGGAAUAGCACCUACACAUUUAAAUGGGUCCGAAAUAACAACAGAGAGUAGUAAUCUUACAUCCAAGAAAUUUGAUUUUGACGACUGGGAUCUCAUGAAUGAAAAUGAAACUAUGUACGAUGGAUUUAACCCAGAGGAAGUGGAGAAACUAAGAGCCCGAAAACGGACUAAAGCUCCGACUACCACCACCACACAACCACCCCCACGGUACACGACACCGUUGGUUUUGUUAGUGAUUGACGGAUUGGAUUUAGAGUCCGAGGAAAGCGAUCAGAAAACCACGCCUCGUAUGACUCCUAGUACAACAAUAAGUACGAGUUCUACUCCUAGGAUUACAACUCCACCAGUUACAGAUGGAUCAGGUGGUGAGGAUGAUGAAAGAGCAGGUCCAGGUGACGACGGAGAAGGAAUACAACCUAUCACUGACGAACCUGACUACGAUUCUGAAGAAAAAAAAGAUGAUCCUUGCAAUUACGAGAAGUAUCCUCACCCACUUCCAAAUAUCAUUAGAACUAACAGAAGAGUCAGUGCCAUAAAAUGCGAGGAAUACAUGUGGCAUUACAAGAUCGAGGAGAUCGAUCGAGAAAGAAAUCGGUUAAAAUGCAAGGAAAAUUCGCCAGAUGAUACCUCAGAAAUUUUCGGAGGAGCAAAAGCCUUGCAGGGUGAUUUUCCGCAUAUGGGAGCUGUUGGCUGGGUAUCAUUAGAUGGGGGCAUGAAGUGGAUGUGUGGUAGCACCCUGAUCAGCCCAAUGUUUACCCUAACCGCUGCACACUGCAGGCUGGCUUCCAGAAGGAUGCCUCUGAAGUAUUUUGAUCCCAAAAUAGUUAGGUUCGGCAGCGUUUUCUUAUAUGACACUAACAGAACCAGAUAUAAGGAUGUAAAAAUAAAGGAAUUUUUGGUGAUGGACGAGUAUCGAAAGAAUCCGCUUCAGAAGUACAAUGAUAUAGGAUUGAUAAGAUUGGAGGAGGAAGUUAAAAUGACCCUGACCAUUCGACCUGCUUGUCUGUGGAGCGGAUAUUUGGUUGGUGAGGUGGCCAACAUUACUGGAUGGGGCAAAGUAACCACUAACGAAGAUUCGGCAUCGAAAUAUCUCAGAUAUGCCGAGGUGGAUGUCUAUGGUGUAGACACUUGCAAGAAGUACGUUCGUGGAAGAAACAAUAGAAAAUGGCCGAAGGGUCUGGUGGAGCACCAGUUUUGCGCCGGAAAACUAGAGGGAGGCAUCGAUGCCUGUCAGGGCGAUUCCGGAGGUCCACUGCAGAUCAGACAACCCAUGCCUAUGGAUAAUACCCACAUUUUCCACUACGUCGCCGGGAUCACCAGUUUCGGCAUCAAAUGCGGGAUACCAAACCUGCCUGGCGUGUACACCAAUGUCUCCCAUCAUAGCUUCAUGUGCUGGAUCGAGAAGACCGUGUGGCCUGAAGAGAAGAACGACUUUUGCUAGGUUUAACCGACAGAAAAAAGGUCAUGUACGACGACGACCGCACAUCAAGGUAAUCAAUCAAUUUGAAGUCUUAAGUAGUUGUAAUUGGAGCGAAUUUCCACAAACAAUUCUAUCUGAUGUGCUGUAGUCUUGUGCAAUUUCGCAAAUUUGUCUAAAUGCUGCUGAAAAGAUCUAUGUUAAUAAAAUAAAUGUAAACUGUAA
Ostrinia furnacalis (Asian corn borer) is the source of this 3031-nucleotide messenger RNA. RefSeq lists its product as uncharacterized. NCBI's taxonomy places the organism in Eukaryota, Metazoa, Arthropoda, Insecta, Lepidoptera, Crambidae. The transcript is spliced from 32 exons. Bases 77 to 2830 code for a protein of 917 amino acids. The record is from RefSeq and is a predicted model, not a curated record. Gene Ontology annotation, biological process: proteolysis. Gene Ontology annotation, molecular function: serine-type endopeptidase activity.